Molecule: messenger RNA, 2206 nt
Organism: Manihot esculenta (cassava)
Lineage: Eukaryota; Viridiplantae; Streptophyta; Magnoliopsida; Malpighiales; Euphorbiaceae
Exons: 1
Coding region: 718-2004 (428 amino acids)
Biological process (GO): protein localization to plasma membrane; phosphatidylinositol phosphate biosynthetic process
Cellular component (GO): plasma membrane
Source: RefSeq, a predicted model, not a curated record
GAUCUCACUAGCUACGAUCCUCAAGGCUUCAAGUGAAAGUCAAAGCUCUACCUACUCUCUUUUUGUUGAUUUUGGAAAAAAGCAGAUCUGUGAUUUCUUUUUAUUCAAGUUUUGUGGAAGGUGAAAACCAGUCAUGUAUUUCUGAUGAUAUUUUUACAGAAUCUCGAAGGUUUGAGAGGCGUGAGUGAGACGUCGACAACCCUGCUACCUCCACUUUUCUCUAGCGCCUUGAAAGAUCGGUGGCUUAUCUCCACAACUUUUGUUUCUUUGAAUUCUAGAUCAAUUUUGGUUGUUGAGUUUACUUGUUUCUUAGUAUCUGUUGGUGUUGCAUGCAAGUCUAGAACCUUACUCGUCAACCAUUUCUUCAUCUUUAAGUAGUUGGCGGCGCCGCUGCUCUGUUCUAUUUUUACCUAUAGCUAAAGUUACUUUCUGGCCUGGUCUUGGCCUUGUUUGUAGGGAGAUCUGGGCUUAUGUUAGUCUAGGCCUUUUCUUUGGUCAUGAUAUUGUUUUAGGCUCUAAGGCCGAUGAUUAUCUAAUGAGGUUAAUAUACAUUUUAAUUUUCAUCCACUUGUAGCCGCUGGACGUUAGACGACACAUCGUACGGUCGUACAACAAUUCACAUCUACUCUGCCCCUGAAAUGCCCAUUUCAGCGUUUCCUGUCCAAAAUCACCAGAAAAGAGUCUUCGACAGUAAUUCAGUAAACGCCUUCUCCACUCAUGGACUUGAACAAUCUCAACUACUCUCCCUCCUCCUCCUCCUCCACCCCCCACCCCUCCACCGCCGCAGCUGCUGCUACCCCUGCGGCGGACCCAAUGCAGUCCUGGUGGGAAUCCGUCUCCAAAGCUCGCGCUCGCAUCCUCUCCCUUUCCUCUCUCCUCCAUUCCGAUCCCACCUCUUCCUUCUCUCUCUCUUCUCUUGCUGAUUCCGACCGCCCUGCACUUUCAUUACUCUCCUCCUUUGACGCUUAUACUCUUCUCUCAUCUGCUCUUUCUUCUUCUUCCUCUGGUUCUGGCUCUGAUCCUCUCUGUCAAUGGCUUUACGAGACCUAUCUUUCUUCUGAUCCUCAUCUCCGUCUCAUUGUCCUCUCUUUUCUUCCUCUUCUUUUGGGGCUGUAUCUCUCUCGGAUCCACUCCUCUGACUCUGUUUCCACUCCUUCUCUGGCCGGUUUCGAGGCUGUUCUCCUUGCCAUCUACUCGUCGGAGGUGAAAUCUCGCGCUGGUAAGCCAGUUCUCAUCCAGAUUCCUGAUCUUGCACAGCCGUCGCUUUACCAUACUCCUCGGAACAAGCAAAAUUCUCAUGGAUUUGAUAAUUCUCGACCAUCCGUCGGGGUUUUGUCGCCGCCGCUGGAGCCCCAGAUCGCGGUGAAGUCUACAAAGCGGCCGGUUAUUGUUGGGGUGGCACUUGAUUGUUAUUUUAAGCAGAUCUCGCAAAUGCCGAGUUGGUCUAAGGUUGAAUUGUGUAUGUAUGCAAGUGCUUGGGCGGGACAGGAUUGUGCUUGUAAAGACAAAUUAGAUGGUGAUAAAGAAGUUGAAAUCCAAAAUGGACAUGGAAAUGAAGUUAAUGGUGGGUAUUUUUUGGAGGGUAGGAGCUUGAGUAAUGGCCAUGAGAGGAACGGGCAUGAGAUUGAUGAUGUUGUGGAGGAAAUGGAGAAAUUGGAGAUAGAAAGAAAUGGCACAGAGGUUUCAGAGUCAAAGGGUGUGAGGAUUCCGUUGCCUUGGGAGAUUUUGCAGCCCUUGUUGAGGAUUAUGGGACAUUGUCUGUUGGGGCCUUUGAAUUCUCAAGAUGUUAAGGAUGCUGCAUCCAGGGCAGUUAGGCGGUUGUAUGCAAGAGGGACUCAUGACUUGGCUCCACAGGCCAUAUUGGCUACACGGAGUCUCAUUCAGCUUGAUAAGAGAGCCCGUGAAGUUGCAAAGGCUGCAGCGGCAGCAGCAGUUAAUUCUUCUUCCAAUGCUAACACACCAAGUAAAGCUAAGAAACCAGAAAUAUUUUUGGUGUCAAAGUGAGGGAUUUGCUUGGAAGGUAAUGGAUAUUCUAUGGCCAAUCUCAAUUAGUUUGUCUAAAAUUGUGCUAUAUCAGAUAUGCACAUUGAUCUCUUGUACUGUUGCAUUAUAGCUUUUGUUUUUAAUCCCUGUAAUCUUGUCAUUGUACGUGAGUUAACUUUUUGUUUCACUUCAUGGUAUAUUCUUACUAACAGGAUUUGAUUUA